CACAUUUACAAAAUAUUCCUUCAGUUAGUUUAUGCUAAUUCUGUUUAAAAGGAGGAGCUUUCUGCACUCAAUAGUAGAGCUCAAAGUCCAGCUGCCCCUCGGCACAAAACUCCAAGAAGAGGAACAGAAGAAAAGAAGUUAUCUACUCUCUCAACCCCAAGCUCGUCCAUAGAGGAUUUCAAUUAUCCUGAUCACAGCCUUGCCUGCAACCAUGUGGCCCUACCUGGCUCUUCUAAUGGGACUUUACUUACUCCUCCGAUGGUACUGGGAGGGACAGACGGUAGAGAACCUCAGAGAGAAAUAUGUCUUCAUCACUGGCUGUGACUCUGGAUUUGGGAAGAAGCUAGCCAGGCAACUGGAUGCCCAGGGCAUGCGGGUCUUGGCAGCUUGCCUCACCCAGGAAGGGGCAAAAGAGUUGGAGAGGCUGACAUCUGACCAGCUGAAAGUCACCAUCUUGGACGUCACCAGUACAGAAAGUGUGAAGGCAGCAACCGAAUGGGUGAAAGGAAUCGUGGGGAGCAAAGGGCUCUGGGGCUUGGUCAACAAUGCUGGCAUAGGUUUGCCUACAGCACCCAACGGGUGGCUGACCAAGGAUGACUUUGCAAAGGUAAUCAAUGUCAACCUGCUUGGGCUGAUUGACGUGACGUUGCACAUGCUGCCCCUGGUGAGAGCAGCCAGAGGAAGGGUUGUCAAUGUGGCCAGUUGCGCAGGAAGAGUGUCAAUUCUUGGAGGAGGUUACAGUCCAUCCAAAUAUGGUGUGGAAGCCUUCUCAGACAGCCUGAGGCGACAGCUCCUUCCUUUUGGAGUCCGAGUCAGCAUUAUUGAGCCUGGUGUUUUUGCGAAUCCCAUUAUCCUCGCAGGAAUGGAAAGUGUAAAGAGUACAUGGGACCGGGUGCCUUCUGACAUCAAAGAGACCUACGGGCAGCAAUGCUUUAUUUCCUAUUAUAAAGCUUUGCAAGAUCUUAUUAAAAAUGGCAACCCCAACAUCUACCUGGUCACUGACUGCAUGGAGCAUGCCCUGACCUCCCGGUAUCCACGCACACGCUACUCUGAAGGCUGGGAUGCAAAGCUCUUCUACAUUCCUCUGUCUUACAUGCCAACCUUUCUGGCAGACUGUGUGUUGGCACGCUAUAGCCCAAAGCCAGCACAGGCAGUGUAGUGCCUGUGGUAGAAAAGUUAUUGUGUUUAUAAAAGCCAACCAACAAAUAGUGUUGCAUCCUUCA
Messenger RNA from Anolis sagrei ordinatus, 1223 nucleotides. Its product is annotated as retinol dehydrogenase 7-like. Lineage: Eukaryota; Metazoa; Chordata; Lepidosauria; Squamata; Anolidae. Gene Ontology annotation, cellular component: intracellular membrane-bounded organelle. Gene Ontology annotation, biological process: steroid metabolic process; retinol metabolic process. The record is from RefSeq and is a predicted model, not a curated record. Gene Ontology annotation, molecular function: all-trans-retinol dehydrogenase (NAD+) activity.